AGAAUACCAGCCAGUAAAAGCAGCUUCAGUGCCAUUAGACUCGUCGUCUCCGAAGAUGUCCCACUUUCGGCAACUAAUGUCUCUUGGUUCCAGAAGCUUUGUGACGCGGGCAUUGGCCAGUCUGCGCAUUUGCUUUCCUAGCUCGUUUACACCGAGCACUUCCGUUUUGCUGGACGCCUACUGGUGGGCUAUCUCCACACUGCUAGGGAGGUUGGAGGUCGUUGAGAUCAUGGGAGCAUUUGUUGGGGUUGUCAAUAGUCGGGCUUGGGUCGGCAUUAACGUGAAUGCAAACUUCCUUCGCCUUGUCACUCAGAUACAGAUUAGGGACAUAUGCAGUGUAAAAGUGUUACUCACAAAGGCCAGGGGCCAAAGGGCUUUACUUUUGCCGAAUGUAGCAGAUUUUACCCGCAGGGUUUGUUUGAGAAUAUGGUUUGGUACGUCGAGGAAAUGGAGGAACGGCAGCAGAAAGGGUGUUCAAAUUCGGGGUAACUGUUCGACUUUGAUGUUGAACCACUUUCAAGAGCUUUGAUCAUUCGCAAGUCUCCAGGCUCUCUCGCCCGCCCUAGGCCUUAGCAAUAGCACCAAAUUUAACCC
Fusarium redolens is the source of this 594-nucleotide messenger RNA. RefSeq lists its product as uncharacterized. The transcript has a single exon. NCBI's taxonomy places the organism in Eukaryota, Fungi, Ascomycota, Sordariomycetes, Hypocreales, Nectriaceae. The record is from RefSeq and is a predicted model, not a curated record. The coding region runs from base 56 to 529 and encodes 157 amino acids.